Molecule: messenger RNA, 459 nt
Organism: Parastagonospora nodorum SN15
Lineage: Eukaryota; Fungi; Ascomycota; Dothideomycetes; Pleosporales; Phaeosphaeriaceae
Exons: 3
Coding region: 1-459 (152 amino acids)
Cellular component (GO): nucleosome
Molecular function (GO): protein heterodimerization activity; structural constituent of chromatin; DNA binding
Source: RefSeq, a predicted model, not a curated record
AUGGCUGGCGGCAAAGAUCGCGCCAUCGGAUCAUGGAAGACUAAUUGCGAUGCAGGAAAGACUGGAGGCAAGACAGGUGGAAAGGGUGAUUCGCACGUCAAGACCACCAAGUCGCACUCUGCCAAAGCUGGCCUUCAGUUCCCUUGCGGUCGCAUAAAGCGUCACCUUCGAACCAUCACGCGCCAGAAGACGCGCAUCGGCGCUAAAGCUUCCAUCUACCUGACCGCCGUCCUCGAAUAUCUGACUGCCGAAGUACUCGAACUGGCGGGCAAUGCUGCCAAGGAUCUCAAGGUCAAGCGUAUUACGCCGCGCCAUCUGCAGCUUGCGAUUAGAGGAGACGAGGAACUCGACACGCUCAUUCGCGCCACUAUCGCUUUCGGAGGUGUUCUACCACACAUCAACCGCGCGCUUUUGUUGAAGGUUGAACAGAAGAAGAAGGGCGCCAAAGUAGAGGCCUAA